Babesia ovata is the source of this 531-nucleotide messenger RNA. RefSeq names its product 60S ribosomal protein. The record is from RefSeq and is a predicted model, not a curated record. Gene Ontology annotation, molecular function: RNA binding; structural constituent of ribosome. Lineage: Eukaryota; Apicomplexa; Aconoidasida; Piroplasmida; Babesiidae. Gene Ontology annotation, cellular component: cytosolic large ribosomal subunit; ribosome. The transcript is spliced from 2 exons. Gene Ontology annotation, biological process: translation. The coding region runs from base 1 to 531 and encodes 176 amino acids.
AUGAAGCGCUUAGCCGCUUCGGUGCUGAAGUGUGGCAAGGGCCGCGUGUGGCUGGACCCCAAUGAAGGGAAUGAAAUCGCCAUGGCCAACUCCCGCUUCAGCAUCCGCAAGCUGGUGGGCGACGGUCUCAUCAUCAAGAAGGCGGUCGCGCCGCACAGCCGCGCCCGCAUCCGUCUGAUUAACGCCUCGAAGCGCCUGGGCCGUCACUCCGGUAUCGGUAAGCGCAAGGGUACCAAGGGUGCGCGCCAGCCCGCGAAGUUGCUGUGGAUGCGCCGCCAGCGCGUGCUGCGCCGUAUGCUCCGCAAGCUGCGCGACUCGAAGAAGAUGGACUCGCACAUGUACCAGAACUUCUACAAGCGCUGCAAGGGUAACCAGUUCAAGAACAAGCGUGUGCUCUUGGAGGCCAUCCACGCCCAGAAGAACUCCUGGGUCAAACAGAAGGCGGAGAACGAGCAGAUCGAGGCCCUGAAGGCCAAGGCAAAGGCCAUCAAGGAGAAGCGCAAGCUCCGUAUGGCUGCGCGCACCACAUAA